Messenger RNA from Bombus impatiens (common eastern bumble bee), 4495 nucleotides. RefSeq names its product serine proteinase stubble-like. The transcript has 12 exons. Gene Ontology annotation, biological process: proteolysis. The coding region runs from base 2502 to 3965 and encodes 487 amino acids. Lineage: Eukaryota; Metazoa; Arthropoda; Insecta; Hymenoptera; Apidae. The record is from RefSeq and is a predicted model, not a curated record. Gene Ontology annotation, molecular function: serine-type endopeptidase activity.
UGAAUGUCGGCAGAUAUCGAUAAACGAAGAAUAAUAUUCGAUCAACACAUCUCGAAUUUAGAGAUCGAUAGAUCGAGCAAUUUACUUAAAUUAAUCGAUUAAUCGAAUAUGAAUAAUUUCAAUAUCGAUAUGGCAACCGCUAGAAGAAAUUAAAUACAACAAACAAAUUCCGUUGGAAAACAUAAUAUCACAAAUAAAAGGGUAUUAUUAAAAGAAUCUGAUUAUGAUCACGCAUUAUGGAAAUGCUGUUAUUCUAUGUAUACAGAAAGGAUCAGCCUAGAGAAGAAGACUCAAGAAAAUGUAGAGAGAGUAAGAAAUAAUGUCAGAAAAUUAACUGGAACCCUCAAGGAAAGAGUGCUUAGAAGUCUGAUGGCCUUCUUUCAAGAGACCAAUUUACAAUUAGAAAACUAUGUGUAGCUGAUAGUCAAAGGUAGGACGACAAGGAAGAACGAGCAAUAGGAAGGAAUUUAAAAAAGUGAGAAUGCCGUUAAUUUAGCUGUUUACGAGAAAGAGAGGGGCCGAAAUCGGAACAGUUUUUAAAAACCAUUAUUUUUGGCACUUUCUCCUACAUUCGAAAUCGUUCUUGACGGUACUCUCACUCUUCUACUUUCACUAUAAUUUUUCAUAUGAUUUCUGGCAAAGCUAGUUUCUAGCAACUAAUAAAAAAAUGGUUUGACAUUAAAAGGUAAUUUCACCUUUGGCACUAAAAAUGUUGUACAUAAAAACUAAUUGAAUAUGACUUUGGGAAAUUUAGAUUUUUACGGGUUUAGUACAGGUUUACCACAAUGAUCGACGGUGGAUGUCACAGUUCGAAGAGUGGAAUUUCUGCAUGUGGACCUAAUUCGAUAAUCAGGGUCUGUAUAAAUACAGAAUACGAGUUGAAAGUAAGCGAAGGAAUCGUCCGGUGCAUCCGAAUGAGGAAGAUAACGAUUUGGAAAGGAAAGAAAGAAAGGUGGAGGGGUAGUGAGAAAAGCCGUAUGAAAGGAACUAUCAGGAGAGAGAGAGAGUGGUCUCUGGAUGCUGUAUUUCCGUUCCUCAUCAGUAGUCAACCUUAUGCCGAGGAUCUCCUCCUUUCUUCGCAGUGUCAUCGGGUAAUCGGCGAAGGAAAGACGUCAAAGUGAUUCCGAUCGUGAUGGAAAUGUAAUUGAAAUCAAACACCUGUUCCUCUUAUCGUUCUAAGGAUCGGUACUUUUCAUUCAUUUCGGUCAUCGUCAGUCGUGGGUUGGCGUGUGCGUAUGCCAGUGUGCGUGCGUGGGUAUGUGUGCGCUAGCAUAAAGCACCAAUCGAUCGAGUAAUAAUCUACGAUUAAAUAAUUAAUAACCGGAGGCAAAUGUAUUGUUGGAUAUCAUAAAUGCAAUGGUCCGCGUGGAAUUUUUGAAGGAACUCGUGAUCCAGACAAUGUUCACCGGUUUCAGCACGCGGUGUGAAAAGAAACGGUCUGACGAAUGCUCAUGUUUAUCGUUAAGCAGCCCCUUUUGAACGUCACGUGGCAAGAGGAAGGGAAGAGAACGCGUGGCAGGCGUGCAAAGAUGGGAAUUGUCCUACCAAGAGUAUUUCGACGAGCCGAUUCAUACGUGCGAUUCAAAUCGGCAUUGUCAAAGUCGAAAGUUACUGAGUCUAACUUUCACUAAUAACCAAACGGUGUAAUGCUACGGUUUCACGCGUGUACCGCACGUUCACGGGACGUCGUAGGGUACUGAGAACGUGUUACGAAGCAACAACCACACGAAGAGACGACGUGCCACUUGUUUCGGUGGCCUGGUUUCACGACCCACUUUUCUACCGGACCACACUACGUGUGAAUGCCUUCGCUACGCUUCGCGUAUUCUUACGGUACACGAACGGUAUCCAGGAAAAAGACACACAAAGUUCAGAAAUGAAAUUAAACAUUUGCAGAACUUUUCAGGCGUUCCUAUCGAGACAAAUUUUCUCAUUAAUGUGUACUUUGUGAAGAAAGAUAGAGACCCUCAUUUAGGGGUAGGAUCAUAUUUCAUCGUAAGAUUACGACUAUAUAUUUAGACGAGUCGUAAGUUUGUUCGAGUUGCAAUUAUCGUCGAUAAACGAUAAAAAUAGAAAUGUGAUCGAUCAACGGUAUUCUUCAGAAUUUAGUAUCUUUCUGGCCUGAUUCGAGAGGAUUAUAUUUAAACAUAAAUAGAUAGAUAGAUAGAUGGAUAGAUAGAGAGAGAGAGAGAGAGAGGUUCUAGCAAGGAUGCUAGAUUAUCGAUUGAACUUUUUUAUUGCGAUUCUGUUCGAAUAAAUCACAGGAGCUAUGCAAGUAUCGAUCGGUAAUAUCGGCGAGUUAACGUUUGAAAAAGAUCGGGGAAUAAAACUGUUUCGAAGGAAAAGACACUGCACGGAAACUGCGAAUUUUCGAUUCGCAAAGCGUAAAGAUUUAGGGUGUUCCUUCGCAUUGGUGAACGACUAGAGGAGCUACAACGAGUCGGCAACGAGUCAAAUCUUUGUCGAUCGAUCUUGUUUUAGAUCGCUGGUAGAAAAGAGAAAUGAAUUGGCUUGCAAGUUUACUUUUCACUCGGCUUCUUGUUGGAUUCUAUUGUCAAGCCGAUAUCAGGAAAAAUGACCGGUAUUUAGAGAAUUUCGAUCUAGAUACAAAGAAGGAAACUGCGAUGGAAAAUGUAAUCGAUACAGAAGGACAGACACGAUUUUUCGACGAACUCGGACUGAUACCGCAAACGUGUACGUACAAAGGAACGACAUUCGAUUGUGGCCUUAGUAUUAGUUGCGUUCUCGGAGGUGGUCGUCCGGUCGAUCUCUGUUCCGGAGGAUUGAUAUGGAGCUGUUGCGUCGACGACGAUGACAUCCCCGACAAAGUACCACGACCGACAAUCGGGCUACUACAAAAUGCUACACUUUCGUUAAACUUGGGAAAUCAACAUCCCUAUGUGGACGAUGAUGUGCAAAUCUACGACAACGCGGCAAGGCCGAGCAAACCGACGUAUAGCGGUCAGAACGAGCACGGGACGAGCUACCUGUACGCAGACAUCGCAAACAAACCAACAACCAUUUAUGAGUCUUCACAGACAUGGAAUUACGAUCGGCCUGUGCAUACAAAUCGUCCAUCGGUUUAUCAUCCGCUGCAGCUUGAUUAUCCUCAGGAUGAAUAUGACGUCGCUUAUCCCGAUGUUUCGGGAAUUCACACGCCAAACGAGGACGUCUCAAACUCCGUGGAUUAUUCCAAAUAUCGUGGUUGCGGUGAACUUUACACGAGAAGUAAUAGAAUCGUAGGUGGGCACAGUUCCAGUUUCGGUAGUCAUCCAUGGCAGGCUGCCAUUAUCAAAUCUGGAUUUUUAACAAAAAAGUUGUCAUGCGGCGGUGCCUUAUUGAACAACAGAUGGGUCGUUACCGCGGCUCACUGUGUCGCAACAACACCGAAUAGUAACCUGAAAGUUCGUCUUGGUGAAUGGGACGUUAGAGACGCAUCCGAACGAUUGCUACACGAAGAAUUCAACGUCGAAAGGAAAGAGGUUCAUCCGCAAUACUCGCCAACCGAUUUCCGAAACGACGUGGCAUUGGUGAAGCUUUCGAGAACAGUGGCGUUCAAACAACAUAUCGUACCUGUCUGUUUACCAGCCAAGAAUCUCAAAAUUUCUGGACGCACAGCGACAGUUGCCGGUUGGGGUAGAACUAGACACGGGCAAAGUUCGGCGCCGUCGGUUCUUCAAGAGGUUGAUGUGGAAGUAAUCCCCAAUGAAAGAUGUCAGCGUUGGUUUAGAGCGGCUGGAAGACGCGAAACCAUUCACGACGUCUUUUUAUGCGCCGGAUAUAAGGAAGGUGGACGAGAUUCCUGUCAGGGGGACUCGGGUGGUCCUUUAACCAUGUCCGUCGAAGGAAGACACGUAUUAAUCGGUCUCGUGUCAUGGGGUAUAGGAUGCGGUCGGGAACAUCUGCCAGGUGUAUAUACGAAUAUUCAGAAAUUCGUACCUUGGAUCGACAAGGUUAUGAGUUAGAUUUUGUAAUUUAUAAGGACAUAGGAGAUACAUAAACGAAAUCGAAAGACGUAGCUCGACAAAUGUGACGAGAUAACAGUACAUGCAAAAGCUAUGCUGGAAGAUACCAGUUUAUAACGAUCGAUCGUUUGCAAUAUAAUUUUAUAUGCUGUAUAGUUACGGUAUUAUAAUAUUCAAUGUAAUAUAAUUCAUUGUAAUAUUCAAUGCCGGACAGUUUAAUUUUUACAUUUGUGAAUCGAUAUUAAUAGCAAUGAUUCAUAUUGCUAUAAACUACUUAACUAUUAUACGAACAAUUGGAAUACAAUCUCUGUGUCGUUGAAGGAAAUUGUUACGUUUUAUUCAGAUUAUUAGAUCUAGUAAAUCCUUAGAAAACUGAAGGUAAGUAUGCAUCAGGCAACUUUUCCUUGCUACUUACGAUUUCUUGUUCGUAUAAUAGUAGUUCAUGUUCAGACAAAUGAAUUCAAUCAUGAGAAGUUCAUUUAAUCAAGCAUUAACUAAAGUUUUGUUUGAAUAAACGCGUUCGGACUGAU